Molecule: messenger RNA, 7715 nt
Organism: Phyllopteryx taeniolatus (common seadragon)
Lineage: Eukaryota; Metazoa; Chordata; Actinopteri; Syngnathiformes; Syngnathidae
Gene: clockb
Product: clock circadian regulator b
Exons: 24
Coding region: 1493-4165 (890 amino acids)
Biological process (GO): regulation of transcription by RNA polymerase II; circadian regulation of gene expression
Cellular component (GO): cytoplasm; nucleus; CLOCK-BMAL transcription complex
Molecular function (GO): protein dimerization activity; E-box binding; DNA-binding transcription factor activity, RNA polymerase II-specific
Source: RefSeq, a predicted model, not a curated record
GUUGUUUUAUUCGGGGUAAACGUGUAUGCGUGUGCGUGCGCGCGUGCGUGCGUGCGUGUGUGUGUGUGUGUGCGUGUGUGUGUGUGUGUGAGAGAGAGAGAGAGAGAGAGAGGCGCGGAAGCGGUGGGACUGCAGCGGAGGUUCGGGGACUGUUUCCGCACGCUGGAGGGCGAGCAAGGCCCAGUGACCCACAUUCUCAGCAGCCUUGUGGAUGCGUGUGUGUGCGCGCGUCCGUCGCCCCGUGUGUGUGUGUGUGUGUGUGUGUGCCCGUGUACGUAUGUAAUGCGUGUAUGUGCAUGCGCGAACACCUCUACGUCUGCCGCGUAAAUGUUUCCACCAUCGUAAUUUUUUUUGUUUGCAUUUGAACGGACAUGUUCUAUGUUGUUGCUUCGGCGUUGAUCUCUGAAUGUAUUUAGCGGAGAGCUCGGUCGGCUUUGACGAGCCGCAGCAGUAUUUGGACCGAAUCGUUUGCUGCUCAGUUGUUGCGUGACAGCCAGCGGCUCAAAGCCAGUUUGCCGUGAUAUGCUGCCAUUAUUGCUCGAAUUGCUUAUUAUUAUUAUUAUUACGAUGAUGUUUUUUUGUUACUGACGAACGCGUCAUUUGUCGCGCGGGUUUCCGCGAGUGUAACGGGAGGAAGAAGCGAGUUGGCUAAAUUGUCAGGUUUCGUUAGCAAAGCUCAGUUAGCAUGUUAGCUAGCUACAUAGUAUGUGGGUUGUAUAACGAACACCUGUGGCACAUAUGCUUGUGCUGUAUUCACUCCUAUUUCGAGCAAUUCGCUUGAUUCAAAUGCGCUAUCCCGUCGCGCCGCGCAGUUAUUUGAGCGUGUUUAUUGUCAAGAAUGGCUCAAUGAAAUAAAAGCUAAGCUAUGAGGAUUACUGUACGGUAGGUCAUGGUAGCGCUUCCCAAAGUGGAGCCACUCCAGUGUCAAGAUGGUUGCACGAACAUUUACAGUAUUUCACCAGUGUUGUCGAAUUCGUCGCUUGGAAGAUUUUUAAUGUGUUGCCACUGCAAGCACACUUUGACCUUCCAUAGUAUUGCUGCACUGUUAUUGAAGUCUGGUUUGAAACAAGCUAGUGCCUUACUUAUACAGUACUAGUAGACUUGUUUGGCUGCAAAAAAAAAGAAGUGAGGUUAUAAUCGUGAAGGAAAUGGAUUUCUACUUGGAAAGGUUCCAGCAUCAUCAGAUUUGAAAAUGCAAGGUGUGGCUCACACAAAAAAGAUCUGUAAGCACUCAGGAGAUUAGCCUCUAAAACAACAAGCUCUGCCUCAAAGGGGCAUUCCAGUGACUGAGUUUGGGUGACCACCAUGGCUUUCCUGUGGUCUGGUGACCCCUGAUGACCCCCUGGCUCUGACCCCUGACCCUAUCCUCAUUAAUCCCCUGAAAAAAGACAAACUCACGCUGUGCGUGAGCUGCAGUGGGGUGGACUUCCAAAUGCCUACCUCACGCCUAAAGAGCAAGUCACCACAACCACAGCCCUGAUCAGCAGCCACCAUGACAUCAAGCAUUGGGGAUGAUUGUAGCAUCUUUGAUGGGUUGAUGGAAGAAGAUGAAAAGGACAAAGCAAAACGCGUGUCCCGUAACAAGUCUGAGAAGAAACGGAGAGACCAGUUCAAUGUCCUUAUCAAGGAACUUGGCACAAUGUUGCCUGGCAACACCAGGAAGAUGGACAAGUCCACUAUCCUGCAGAAAAGUAUCGACUUCCUGUGUAAACACAAAGAAAUCGCUGCCCAGUCUGAGUCCAGUGAGAUCAGACAGGACUGGAAGCCGCCAUUUCUUAGCAAUGAGGAGUUCACCCAGCUCAUGUUGGAGGCUCUGGAUGGCUUCUUCAUAGCAAUAAUGACUGACGGGAAUAUCCUCUAUGUGUCAGAGAGUGUCACCUCAUUACUGGAACACCUUCCUGCAGACCUGGUGGACCAGAACUUGUUAAACUUCCUGCCAGUUGGAGAACACUCAGAAGUGUACAAAGCCCUAUCCACACACCCCAACGACCCAGAGAGCCUCACGUCAGAUUAUUUAAAGAGUAAGAACUACAUGGAAUUCUGUUGUCAUAUGCUCCGAGGGUCCAUUGACCCAAAAGAACCUCCUAUCUAUGAAUAUGUGACCUUCAUCGGAAAUUUUAAGUCGCUCAACAAUGUUCCUAACGUGACGAGGAACGGUCUGGCAGGAGUGUUACAGCGCUCUCUACAGCCAGCCUUUGACGACCAAGUGUGCUUUGUGGCUACUGUACGGCUCACUAAACCUCAGUUUAUCAAGGAAAUGUGCACAGUGGAAGAGCCCAAUGAAGAAUUCACAUCUAGGCACAGUUUGGAAUGGAAGUUCCUCUUUCUAGACCACAGAGCUCCACCAAUUAUAGGCUACUUACCAUUUGAGGUUCUGGGAACUUCAGGGUACGACUAUUAUCAUGUGGACGACCUGGAGACGCUUGCUAAGUGCCAUGAACACUUGAUGCAGUACGGUAAAGGGAAGUCUUGUUACUACCGUUUCCUGACUAAAGGUCAACAGUGGAUAUGGCUGCAGACGCACUACUACAUCACCUAUCACCAGUGGAAUUCUCGGCCCGAGUUUAUUGUCUGCACACACACAGUAGUCAGCUAUGCAGAAGUGAGGGCAGAACAGAGAAGGGAGCUGGGCAUUGAAGAGUCCAAACCAGAGGUCACUAUUGAUAAGGGCCAGGACUCUGGUUCAGAGCUGAACACAUCCAGCCUCAAGGAGGCAUUAGAAAGGUUUGACCGCAGCCGAACGCCCUCAACAUCUUCACGAAGUUCCCGCAAGUCUUCAUCGCAUGUAUCUGACAACACUUGCACUUCCUCCAAGCUACAUAUGGAUACAGCCACGCCUCCGCGACAGUCUCUGGCCUCAACCAUGGAGGUAACAUCACAGCGUCGCUCAUCCAUUAGCAGCCAGUCCAUGAGCUCUCAGACGACUGGCCAGAGUGUGACCCCAAGUAUGAUCACUCAGCAACAGCAGCAACAGCAGCAACAGCAACAACAGCAACAACAACAACAACAACAACAACAACAGCAGCAGCAGCAGCAACAACAUCAACAACCACAGCAACUGCAGUCAAAUGUACAGCCGAUGAUGGAAUUCUCUGCGCAGGUGAAUGCUAUGCAGCAUCUAAAGGAGCAGCUUGAGCAAAGGACCAGAAUGAUACAGGCCAACAUUCAGCGGCAGCAGGAUGAGCUAAGGAACAUCCAGGAACAGCUACAGCGGGUCCAGGGGCAGGGUAUCCAGAUGUUGUUGCAGCAGCAGCAGGGUAGCGCGAUGAAUGUGCAGCUCCCCCACGUGGCGCCGGUCCAGCAGGCGACCGCUCUGAGCAAUCCGGUCCCGCAAACGGCGAUCAACCCCGUGCAUUCCGGAACGCAGCAGCUCACCAUCCAGCAGCAAGCUCCUCCGACUCAGCAGAGUCUUCAGCAGCAGACCCAACGGCAGUCUCAGCAGCCGCCCCAAGCUCAGCCCCAGACCCCGAACUCCGUGCCAACCCAACUGUACAACACCAUGAUGAUCUCCCAGCCGGCGCAACACAACGUGCUCCAGAUCAGCACCAGUAUGCCGCAGAACAACACGCAGCAAGGCACCACUGUGGCCACUUUCACGCAGGACCGUCAGAUCCGUUUUCCAGCAGGACAGCAGCUGGUGACCAAACUUGUAACAGCUCCAAUGGCAUGUGGUGCUGUCAUGGUGCCGACCUCCAUGUUCAUGGGCCAGGUGGUCACUGCAUACAACCCCUUUGGUGGGCAACAGCAGGGAGGACAAACGCAGACACUGACCCUCCAACCAGCGCAACCUCCCCAGGGUCAGCCUGACGGCUCCAACCAGACCACUGUGGUGGCGCAAAGUGGCCAGCAGGGGCAGCAACAGCAACAGCAGCAAUUCCUACAGGGCACUCGUCUUCUCCAUAGUAACCAAUCCACCCAGCUGAUUCUGCAGGCAGCUUUCCCACUUCAGCAGCAGGGUACCUUCACCCAGACAACUCAUCAACAACAACAACAACAGCAGCAACAACAACAGCAACAGUCACAGCAAAGGCAACAACAGCAACAGCAGCAGCAACAACAAUCCCACCACCAGAGGCAUCAGCAGCAGCUCAAACCUCAGCCACAGAAACAGCAGAAAGCGCCGUCGUCGCACAGGACUGACAGUGUCAGCAGCCAACCGCAGUAAGGUCCCAAGGGCAACGCAGCACUUAGUUGGAAAAGAAAAUAAGGAAAGGCCAAGGGCCUGCUGCAUACAUUUGUUUUAGCUGCGUGGCAGGCUGGCAAACCUUUCCGGCUGACAGGUGUGAUCACGGGAAUGAGGAAAUCUGCGUCUCCGCGAGGAUCUCGCGAAAGAGCAUCGCCAGGAACAGCCGGACAAAUGAACCCUGGCAAGCUUCCUGUUGUCUCUUGGAAGCGGGCUCGUGUGUCUGGGGAAUAUGACAAAGACACCUCAUCGUCACGGUAACGGAAGACUGUUGGAGGUGUGUCAAAGUGGACUAACCUUGUACAAAUUUCCUGUAUGAUAUUAAGAAAAAAGUGUAAAUAUCCAAUAUAGCUUAACAGGAAACAGAAAUGUAGUAUUUUAUAUGAUUGCAUGGAAAGAAUUAACUGUGUAAGCUUUUAUUAGUCGCAUUUGAAAAUUUUUACUUUGUUCAGUGUUUCCUGGCGUGAUGACGAAACCCCUUCUGAUAAACCUUCCUCCCUCUCACUUUCUCACAAGUCCACAAUUAUCUUAGAAUAGUCUAUUUGGGGGAUAAAAGAUAAAGUGAGGUUUUUUUAUUUUAUUUUUAAAUUUUUGUGCAACUCAAGUGUUUUUAAGCACUGUAACAUUAGUCCUUUGACACUGCCUGUUAAAACCACUUUACCCCAGGUGGCUUUCCUCUAUAAAGGGCACAGGCACGGAAUGGUGGGGAGGACAAAGUCCACCCCACCCUCGGAAGUAAUAUCAGAGCCGUAACAGAGGCGGGAUGCCAGCUGUGUGUAAUGGAAUUCUGCAAUGCCAGGGACAAUGCCAUGUUGUGUUGAAAGCGCAUACAGGCAAAUGCUGGCCUUCUGUUACGGCUCUGAUCUGGAAAUCUUCCAGGAUUUCUGUGUAAAAGAGGUUACUGACACAAAAAUGUCAUUUUUUUUAACUCUUUGACACAAAAAAAAUAUAUAUUGAAUACAGUCUAACUGAAUUAUUUGCGGGAUGAUCACUGCACGUAUAGAGGCUCAAGAUUCCAAGUGCCAAUUACAUAAUCCAGUUUGUUUUAAUUCCCAACAGCAAAGGCAUACAUACAAAAAUUUAUAUUUUCCAACAAGCUAACCCCUAAUAAUGCUUAUGCGUGUGUGUACAUAUGUAGAAGGGAUUAUUUUUGAACAGUCAGAGAGCCCUAUACGUAACGAACAGUAUAUCCUCAUGAAACUUUAGCACUUGAUGUGGUGGUGUACAGUAAAUCACUGACCGAGACCUAGUCGCUUGUCAACUUUGGCGUCACUCGUGUGAGAAUUCUAUCUUGUGUGUGUGAAACCAAACUCGUUGUGUGUGUGCGUGUGUGUGUGUGUGUGUGUGUGUGUGUGUGUGUGUGUGUGUGUGUGUGUGUGUUUUACAGUAAUUGACUUAGUAAGGGUUUGAAGUUACCGGGUGGUACUUGUACUCUCAGGAAUGUGGAAAGUUUUUGCUUCUGCCUCAGUCUGGAACCAGACCCGGAAGGGUCAAACUGUGCUGCUGUAAAGACCAGAGGCUACAAUUAAAAAGUCACAAGGAGUUUGGUGACUGAUGAUGACGAUGAUAUGACCCACAUUCUUUAACAGACAAAAUGGCAAAGAGAUCCUUAUUUGGGACCUGUAAAACUCAGCAUAGGAUGUUUGUCUUCUGGCCUUUUGCUUCAUCACAGCUUAACCCUUCUCUUCCUCGUUGGGCCUCAGAAAAUGAUCAUGCAGUUCACUACAAUUGUUCCUCAGUUCUCAAGCAGCAGUAAAAAGCAGGACCAGGUCCAUGUGGACCUUCUCACUUCACUUGUAAGCCAUAUCAAACGCAAAAGCCUCGGUUUGGAGGAAGUGUUAACAUUUGGCGUAGAGCGAGUUUUUUUUUUAUUUUUAUUUUUUUUUAAAGAAUGUGUUUCAGUGGAACCUUCAAAGUCAAACUCGACUUCCAAGUUGUCCUAAUUUCAAAACUUUUUUCCACAAAACAAAAAAUGAAAGGCAAAUGUUUUGCUCAAACUGUCGCCUUCAUAAAAUCUUAGCUGUACCUAGAAGUAUUUUUUUAGACUAAAAUUCUCACAUUCCUAGUGUAACCACUGUAAUACAAUACUAAAGUAAUGUUUUAUUUCCGUCUUCCAGCAUACAUGGAUCAAGAACAGGAAGCAGUUUUUUGGCACGCUUCUCUUCAUUGUCAUGCUAACAUUUAUGCAGUUGAUUUAAAGAAAUUCCAGUUCUAUGUUAUCAUAACACUUCUGCUCAUUGUCAUCACUUGGUAGUGUUAUAGCAUCCAAAGGGGAAAAGAAAAAAAAGUGACAUUUAGGUAUAUUUUUCUAAGAAAGGUUUGACUUUGAAGGUUCCACUGUGCGUCCUUUGUGUGUGUGUGUGUGUGUGUGUGUGUGUAGGUGUUUGUGUGUGUGAUGAAUAUAGCGUCUCCUGUUCCUGAGUUGUUCUUGUAUUUCUCAGGGGGAUCAGUGUUGGUUGCCCCUGGCGAUAGCCAAUCAGUUCUUGCGUUGCAGUAUAAAGAAAAUUGUAAUAUUCAAGAAACUUUCCUCGCCGGUUGGGCUCAGUGUUCUGAAAGCCCGUGUGCGGGACUGCUCAACUUGAAUAAGUGUGCAUGCGUGUUUGUGUGUGUGAGAGCGAGGAUGCGAAUGAUUGUGCAAGCAUGCUUAAUGUGUCACUGUCAAACCAUAUUAUUUUCAUAUGGAAAUAGAUGUGCGAGUGAAAAAAAAGAACGGAUGUUUGUAGGCAAUGCAGCACAUGAGGCCCCCCAACCUCCCUCACCCGCCCGCAACCUUGAAGAGUUGUAAAAUGACUGACAGCCCAACACUUAUCACAGUAUCACAUUGAACUGAUCUCAGAACAGAUCCUAACUGCAACUUUGACCACCCACCUCAUAGCAGACAUAUUGUAGAUCGUCUUUUGUGUGUGAGGCAUCACUCUGAAGCGUGAUGCCGAUCUCUUCCUUUUUUGAGUGUGUGCCACUGAUAAGCCAGCCCAAAGAAUGUACAGUCGGCCUAUAGAUGUUUUUCUUAUUUUUUAAAAGAGACUAAUGGAUGUUGUUGAUUAUGUGAAAGAAGGUAAACGUGCAGAAACAAAGAGAUGUUUUUUGCAAAAAAAAUCUAGAUGAUAAUUAUAAUGGUCAGGUUUAACAUUAUAAAAGAAGCUCUGAAUAUUAAUCUUUUUUUUUUUUUUUUUUUUUUUAACUCCCCAAUCAAAUUGAGGUGUAUGAUAUUUGAAAUGACAGACGACAGCGGGCGCCCCCUCCUCACAGAUGACCUACCCACAACACAAAUUGGUUUAAAAAAAAAAAAACUGUAAUACUGUACACAAAAGACAACCGUAUUCAGUGUAAAACGGUGCUAUGCUUUCUUGUACUGUAUGUACCCUGUAUGUAUAUCCCUGUGCUCCUUUUAUCUACCCCGAAGUCAAAUGUUAUAAUAAUCAAUAUUUUGAAGCAAAAAUGCUAUUGUUAUUAUAACCCCCCAUCCACCCACCCUCUACCCCCGCCUAUCUCUCCUCUUGGUCAAUUUGAAAAUAAACAGCUGCGAAUAUGA